Messenger RNA from Xenopus tropicalis (tropical clawed frog), 2308 nucleotides. Its product is annotated as glucuronokinase 1. Gene Ontology annotation, molecular function: phosphotransferase activity, alcohol group as acceptor; kinase activity; ATP binding. NCBI's taxonomy places the organism in Eukaryota, Metazoa, Chordata, Amphibia, Anura, Pipidae. Bases 156 to 2015 code for a protein of 619 amino acids. The record is from RefSeq and is a predicted model, not a curated record. The transcript is spliced from 23 exons.
GCUCUCCCUAGAACAUGAAUGUGACAGUAAUGCAAAACGGCCGGCCAGGGGCAGUCCAUUAACCUCUGGGCCAGCCCAGUCCUGCACUUUGUACUGUCAGUGGGUUGUACCGCUGGAUUGUACUGCACUUCAACGUUCCUGGGAAAAGCAGCGCUAUGAUUUGUAUCUUGCUAGUGGCGGGACACGGCACACUGCUGGAGAGCCAUAUUAAGAAUGACCAGAGUGGUUUGUACAGUUUCUUGGAAGAUGUACCCAAAGCACUUUUGCCUGGUGUAGGUGGUAAGAAAAUUUUGGAUUUUUGGUGGAAAGCUGUAAAUACGAGGCAACUCUUCAGUGAAGUGUACCUGGUGACAAAUGCAGACAAGUAUAAGCACUAUGAACGCUGGGCAACCGCCAAUGAUUUUCCUGUAGAAAAUAUUAUUAAUGAUGGUACUACUACUUAUGAGACAAGACUUGGAGCAGUUGCAGAUCUUGAGCUUGCUAUCUCCAGCAAGAAAUUGAAUGACGACAUUAUGUUGAUUGCGGCAGACAUGUUGUGUGCUGAUCAGAAUUUUGACAUGGCCCAAGUGAUUAAAUUCUUUCAGUUAAAGGGUGGUGAGCUUGCAAUUUAUUAUGAGAUGGAGGAAAGCGAGAGUACAUCUUCAAGAGGAAUUGUUGAAGUUUGUCCAGACACACAUAGAAUCAAACACUUUUUUGAAAAACCUCAGCUUGGAGAAACUUCCUCAAGAUUGGCAAGUGUUGUCUUUUAUUGCUUUCAACAAGAGAGCUUACAUACACUGGAAACCUUUUUGAAUCAGUUCCCAGAUACAGCAGAUAGAGUUUUAGGAAAGUACAUGGAAUGGCUUAUAAACACUGCUAAAGUUCCAGUGUAUGGGAUGAAACUACCUACUGGCUUUCAGCUGAUCGGGCAAGUGGGGCUGCCUGAUUACACAAAGUGGCUAGCUCACUAUUCUACAUUAAAAAAUGAACCUAAAGUUAAAGCAAUCACUUGUCGAGCAUAUGCAAGAAUUGGAAUAAUUGGGAAUCCAUCUGAUGGCUACUUUGGAAAGACAAUUUCUAUGUCAAUUGCUAACUUUUGGGCUGAAGUUACCAUAUCUGAGAGCAAAAACCUGGUACUGGUUCCACAUCCAUUAAAUGAUCCAACUGAAUUUGGUAGCUUACUGGAUUUAUACUACAUAAGCAGAAAAGAAGGAUACUUGGGGGGCUUGAGAUUGUUGCAGGCCACAUGCAAGAAGUUUUAUCAGUUCUGUUCUGAAAAGGGGAUUGCCCUUUCUAAACAGAAUUUUACUUUAAAGUACAAUGUCAACAUUCCAAGGCAAGUGGGUUUGGCUGGAAGCAGUGCAAUUGUUUCUGCAACACUGAAGUGCCUCAUGAAAUUUUAUAAUUUAACUGAUGAUGAUAUGCCUAUAUCAGUAAGACCAAAUUUCAUUCUGGAUGUUGAAAAAGAAGAACUUUUUAUAACUGCUGGCCUGCAGGAUCGCGUCGUUCAGGUCUAUGAGGGUCUUGUGUAUAUGGAUUUUAACAGAUCUUUAAUGGAUGAACGGGGCUUUGGAAACUACGUGCCUAUGGAUAUUCAAUGUGCACCUCCAUUCUGGCUUGCUUACUUGAGAGAUCCAAGUGAUUCGGGAGUGAUUCAUAGCAAUGUCCGUCAGCGAUGGCUAAAUGGGGAUCCAGAUGUUAUUGAGGCAAUGAAGUUAUUUGCAGAACUGACAGAUAAAGCUAGAGACUCCAUGGAGCAGAAGAAUUGGCAUGAUUUAGCAGAAUUAAUGAAUAAAAACUUGGAAUUAAGGAGAUCUAUUUUUACAGAUGCAUGCUUAGGCCCAGGAAAUCUGAAAAUGAUUGAAAUUGCAAAACAGCAUGGUUCCGCUGUAAAGCUUCCUGGCAGUGGUGGGGCCAUUAUUGGAUUAUGUUUUGAUCUGAAAAAACUGAGUGAACUGAAGAAAGCAUAUCAAGAAGCAGGUUUUGUAUUCUGUCAGAUUGUUCCCUACUGCCCAGGAAACACAGGUGGACAGUAGUGAAGAAAAAAUUAUCUUCUGGCUCAUAAUCAGCAUCUUUAUUGCAUAUUUUACAGCAGUUUCCACUAGUGUUCCUUGCAAACAGCAAUUUCUUAGCAUUUCCUGCUGCUGCAGUGGAAGAGUUUUAAGUUGGUACCAGUUAAGAGACAUGGCACUGACAGAUAUGGUACGUCCGUUGCAAGGCUUUGUCCUUAUAAAAAUACCGUGUUUUUAAAUGUUUCAGUCUUUUCAGAAAGAAAAUACAAAUAAGAAAAACAACACUGUGUAAAUAAAAUAUACAUUUUUGCAUACAA